GCUUUGUAGGCAUUGUUCCCCCCAGCACCGCCGCACGCACCAGUUUCUUCAUCUCCUACGCCUGAAAUUGAGAAAUCGGGACAAGAGAAAAAGAUUAAGAUAAAACUUAAUUUUGCUUUUUGAGAUACUUUUGGGAAGAUCUAGUUGUUGGAUUCGUUGAACGCUAGUGGAUUUGGUACGAUUCAUCUGGUUUCUUGACUUAUUGAUAGAAUCCGCGAGCUCGAUUUUGGUAGGAUUUAGGGUUCGUGUCUUCUGGUUAAGAGAGAGAGAGAGAGAGAGAGAGAGAGAGAGAGAGAAUCAAUGGCGGAGGUUGUUUUGCACAUAUACGAUGUGACCAACAGUGGAUCGGAGAAGACUAACAACACCAUUGUUCAGAUCAAUCGGUUCUUCAAAGACGGGAUCGGUCUUGGCGGCAUAUUCCACAGCGCUAUCCAGGUAUACGGAGAUGAUGAGUGGUCUUACGGUUAUUGUGAACAAGGAACUGGUGUAUUCAGCUGUCCCAGUGGCAAGAACUCUAUGUACACAUAUCGUGAGAAAAUUGUUCUUGGGAAGACAGAUUGCACAAUUUUCAUGGUAAAUCAGAUGUUGCGUGAGCUCCGCAGGGAAUGGCCAGGACACACUUAUGAUUUGUUGUCCAAAAAUUGCAAUCACUUCUGCGAUAUACUCUGUGACCGGCUUGGUGUGCCAAAAAUCCCAGGUUGGGUGAAUCGUUUUGCCAAUGCUGGUGACACAGCCUUGGAAGUGGCAGGAAACACAGCAAUGCGGAUGAAGCAAGCCAAAACAGAACUUGUGUCAGCUAGUAAAGAUUUCCGAAAAGAGGGAAAAGAUUUCCGAAGCUACGUGGAGGGAACUGCACUGGAAAGUAUGACAAGCAUUGGCAGUGUAGAGGUUAAGGCUACCAUUAAUACUGGUUUUCCUUGGAAAGUAGUGGCUAAAGGUAGUAGGAGUUCGACAAGGCUUACUAAGAAACAAGUCUCACGAGCUGCAGCCCCUGAUACUGAGCCAGAAUACAAAAUUUCUGCUGGUACAUCAGCACAAGGAGAUUCGGAAUCGGAAAAGCUUGGCGUUUCUGUUAUAGGCCAGCAUUUCGCAGAUAGAGUAGAGCAUGUUCCAAUUAAGAAACGGAGGUUUAUGGUUCCUCCUCCAUCACCUUUGAAAAAGUCCACCCCCUGUGGUGAAGGCUCACACCAUCAUGCAGAGAUCAACCAUAUUCUCCCUGUUUCUAGGCUGAAUCCUAAUCUAUUGAGACAAAAAACAGCAGAAAUCCCCGAUGAUAAGCCCGAUAGCAGUAGUCAUGACUUCUCUGCUAUUAAGAUACUUGCAGAAGUUGCUUGCAGUAAUGGUAUGAGUAGUGAUAUUGCAUCCUUAGUAGACGGUCAGCUAGUUGAACCUGUUAAGCAUGAUGAUGCUUUGACUUUAUCUGCUCAUGUGGAAGGUAAUGAUUCAUCAUCUGGCACUGAUGAUGUCUCUGGGAAUGAUACUACGAUUGAAUCCAGUGACAAGGUUGGGGAAGACAAGACCAAAAUCAUAGUGUCUCAAAAACUACUGAUUGAUACUUUGGGUAAUGCUUCGGCUGCUGAUCAGAGUGAAGAGCGUAUAGUAGCAUCUAGUGGUACCAUAGUGGCUCAGAACAUUAAUGUUUCUAUUUCAAAUGAAUCCUCAACAGAAUUGCCAAAGGAAACUAUGGAAGCAGGAAAUAGUGUAAGUUUAGCACCUCAGAGUGAGUCUGCUACUGUGUCAGAGAUUUUAUCUGAUGAUGAGCGCACUGGGAAGGGUAAGAGCACUGAAUGCCUUACAGAUGAUAGGUUACACUGGGAUUUAAAUCUUCCAACAGAUGCGUGGGAUCAACCUUGUGAUGUAGUAGUUGAUAAAGCAACCCGAAGAUAUUCUGAUGGAGAAGUCACUGUGUCUGUUACAGAGAGUGGACACGUUGAUGGUAGUAAAGACUACGCGGCAGGUCUGAUUGAAUCUGAUGUGCACAUGAAUUCUCCAUCACCGUCUGGGGCUAAGGCUGAAGCCUCUGCUCGAAAUGGGAAGGAAUGCCAAUCUGGUUAUGAUUCCCAGUUUGAGGAUGGAGAGUUGAGGGAACCAUACCCUUGGGAAGAAAAAGAGGGUGAUAGUGGAGAUGUUGAACAAGUGGAUUAUGGCUCUGAGCCUGAGAAUGAACGAGUCUACUCUUUGGCUGAAACUAAUGAGAAUAAGCUAGAGGAUGUUGAGCAGAGAUUCUUGCCAGAGACAAAGUGUGAUUCAGGCAAUGUGCGUGAAGGAAGUAGUGAUGUAGAGAAGCAUGUAGUGGUUUGCAUGAAUGAUUCUCAUUCUAAAGGAUCUUCUCCGUCAAGGAGCUUUGGGUCAAAACCAUACAAAGGGUUACCUUCACAUGAAAGUAUCCCAAGGAGAAGGCCUGAUAGUUAUGAAGAGCCGAGUGAUAGGGACCUUGGUCCCAAUAAAUUUAUUGGAAGAGACAGAUCAGAGAUGCGUAUGCGAAGCAGGAGUCCCGCGAGAAGACAAUUUGGCGGCUGGAAUACCAAGCGUCGCUUUUCCCCACCUAUUUACAGAGGUGGUCCAUAUGGCUUUGGACAUCCGCGUCCUAAAACCGUUGAGGAGGACCGAGGUAUGAUGAAUGGCUUUGAUCAGCCAGGUCCAGGUCCACAUGGCUAUGUACGUAGGCAGUUCUCUAAUGGAGGAUAUCGGGGUCGAUUUAGACGGUUUCCAAAUGGUGGCGGAAAUCGGGAUUUCAGAGGCGUAGAUAGUCCAUUCCCUCCCAGUGAUGGUAAUAACUAUCCAAGUCGCAUGCACAACAACCGAGUGCACAAUAGGAGAGACAGAAGCAACUCCCCUCCUGUCUUCAGGAGAUUGCAUGAUCCCCAAUCACGGUCCAGGUCCAGAAGCCGUUCCCCAUGCUCAUGGAACAGGCGGAACAGAUCUCCUCCUGGAUUCAAG
Messenger RNA from Capsella rubella, 2940 nucleotides. RefSeq lists its product as uncharacterized. NCBI's taxonomy places the organism in Eukaryota, Viridiplantae, Streptophyta, Magnoliopsida, Brassicales, Brassicaceae. The annotation marks the transcript as partial. The record is from RefSeq and is a predicted model, not a curated record. Gene Ontology annotation, molecular function: peptidase activity. The transcript is spliced from 6 exons.